UCCCUCUGCCCGCCACAACAACAACAACACGACGCAAAAGAAUAUUUUGAGCGGAUGUGCGUGCUAGUGUGUGGGUGUGCGAGCGAGAUAACAUGCAGUUUGUGUUGAAAAAUAAAAAUUAAAAAAGAUGCCGAGCAUUUAGAAAAUAAUUUAAACGCAACCACUUUUGAAACGGACUUCAGCUGGGUAACUCGUGCGGCAAACUGAACCUGAACCGGCAGAGGCAGCAGGAACAGGAACAGGAGCGGGAGCAGCGGGAACAGAGGGAUUGGCGACCACCUGGCCAAAUGGGUGGCAACAGCACUGGGGCCAAUUCGAGCGCCUUUAGCGCCGGCGGAUACAUUGGGCCCACGUCGGCCAGUAGUCAUCACAGUCUGGGCACCUCAUCUGCGGCAGCAGCGGCGAUUGCCGGUGGCAGUGACCUGAUACCCGCACCAAUUGGCACGGGUAACGCCAUGGGGGUGUCCUCGUACGCCUACGGAGGAACCAGUUGGGAGGAAUUCUGCGAACGACACGCCCGAGUGGCCGCAUCGGAUUUCGCCAAGGCCUGCAUCACAUACAUCAAUGGCAAUCUGCCGCCGGAGGAGGCCAGGAACAUCCAGCAUCGUAGCUUUGCCCAGAAAUUCGUCGAAUCCUUUUCGGCACACUAUGACACGGAGUUUUUCAAGCGGAGAAGUACCCUGAAAUCGGGUGUGGGAUCGCUGGAUCUCGAGGAGGAACACGAAGGCCCACGAUUGCUCUCAAAGUCGCUGUUAAGAAGACUUUCCUUCAAGGGACUUCGCAAGGGAAAGAUCUCUCUGCUGCAGGCUUUCUUCCACAAGAACUCGGAUGACGCGGACGGCAGCGGUGGGAGCGGCAAGCAGAGUAAGACGAAGCUGGCCAAAAUCGUUGUGGAGUGCCGCAAGGAGGGCACGGUGAACAACCUGACGCCGGAGAGUCUCGACCAGCCGACGGGCUCCCAAAAGUGGGAGAAAUGCCGCCUGGUGUUGGUCAAGGCCGUGGGUGGCUACAUGCUGGAGUUUUACACACCCCACAAGGCGACAAAGCCGCGCAGCGGAGUCUUUUGUUUCCUCAUCUCCGAGGCACGCGAAACCACGGCGCUUGAGAUGCCAGACAGGCUGAACACGUUCGUCCUGAAGGCGGACAACAACAUGGAGUACGUGAUCGAGGCGGAAAGCGCCGAGGAGAUGCGCAGUUGGCUGGCCACCAUACGCUACUGCAUGCGAACGCCGCCCACUCAGCAGCCACUGAUCGAAUCGGAUGGCGUGAUGGCGUCCGCUAUGCAAACAUCGCCCACAAAUCCGAUUCCCAAUCCCAUUGGGGGCAUACAGAACCCGCAGUACCAGCAGCAGGGUGGCUCCAAUGGCAAUCUGGUCGGUGGAGGAGGAGCUCCUCUCGCCUCAUCCCUAUCAGCAGAUAGUGCUUUGGGCCAGGGAGGAGCCACGUCUGCCAGCGAAUUGAAUGUCAUCAACGAACUGGGCACCACACCGCCCUCCGGUCCACCAGAUAUACCCGUGAGACCCCAUCGAGGUGAACAGCGCCUGUCCGCCUCCAGUAACUUUGAUGGAAUCGAGGGCACUGAAAACGACGCGGAUGUGGCGGAUUUGACGGCUGAGAUGAGCGUGUUUCCCUGGUUCCACGGCACACUGACACGAUCGGAAGCUGCCCGCAUGGUUCUCCACUCGGAUGCAGCCGGACAUGGAUACUUUUUGGUCCGACAGAGCGAAACGCGCCGCGGAGAGUUCGUGCUGACGUUCAACUUCCAGGGACGAGCCAAGCAUCUGCGGCUCACCAUCUCGGAGAAGGGUCAGUGCCGGGUGCAGCACCUGUGGUUCCCCUCGAUCCAGGAGAUGCUCGAGCACUUCCGCCACAACCCGAUACCCCUGGAAUCAGGUGGCACUUCGGAUGUGACCCUCACGGAGUGGGUGCACUCGCACAGCAGACUGAACGAUCCCACGGGUGGCGGUGGAGCUCAUGAUACCGGGCAACUCAACGAUCUGUCGGCCAACGGGAAUGGAAAUGGGAACGGAAAUGGCUACGAUAAUGGCCAGGGAUCAGCAUCGGCAUCGAAUGCGGCAGGAGCUGCAUCGGGAGCUGCUGGCGGGGGCCAUCCGUCGCCGAGACAUUGCAACGAAGUGAUUACCAUGAAUCUGAGUGUUCGCCUAAAGACAAAUGAAAUCGAACUGCCACAGGAGCCAACACACGUCUAUUUUCCGGAGCAAGUCUAUUUCCAUUUGGAUCCCACAACGCUAACAGUGCACGGAUCACCGCCAGCGGCCCAGAAUUUUCUGGACCAGCCGCAUCUGCGGGCCUCGAACGCCUCCCUUCAGGCAGCCGCCCAUCACCCGGCGGGCUCCUCAUCCGGCAAUCGGCAUCCCAGCGAUGGUGGCAACAACAGCGGAGGAAAUGGAGGCGGAUCGGGAUCCAGCGGGGGAGCCGAAUGCACCGGACGGGCCGUCGAUAAUCAGUACAGCUUCACCUAAGUCCGCUCGAUCGCUCGGUCCUCAUCUGCAUUUCGUGGCUUCCCCAGCGGAACUUUACUUUUGUGCCAUUUUUUUUUUAUCAUUGUCCUGAGGGAGACUAAAUUUGUGUUUUUCGCUUUCUUGAUUCACUUGUUUCGAUUUAAGUUAGUACCUCUUUUGGAAGACAUGAAGUAACUGAAUAUUAUGUAUACAUUAUAUAGCUAAAUGUGUGUGUUCAUUUUAAGUACAUAAAUGUUGUAUGUAUAGAAAAGAAAAACCUAAAAAAAAAACGCAAACGAAAAA
Molecule: messenger RNA, 2765 nt
Organism: Drosophila subpulchrella
Lineage: Eukaryota; Metazoa; Arthropoda; Insecta; Diptera; Drosophilidae
Gene: Lnk
Product: SH2B adapter protein 2
Exons: 4
Coding region: 288-2483 (731 amino acids)
Biological process (GO): intracellular signal transduction
Cellular component (GO): plasma membrane
Molecular function (GO): transmembrane receptor protein tyrosine kinase adaptor activity
Source: RefSeq, a predicted model, not a curated record